Messenger RNA from Prunus avium (sweet cherry), 1424 nucleotides. Its product is annotated as UDP-glycosyltransferase 83A1-like. The record is from RefSeq and is a predicted model, not a curated record. NCBI's taxonomy places the organism in Eukaryota, Viridiplantae, Streptophyta, Magnoliopsida, Rosales, Rosaceae. Gene Ontology annotation, molecular function: quercetin 3-O-glucosyltransferase activity; quercetin 7-O-glucosyltransferase activity.
CAAAGUCACAUUUGUGAACACAGAGCACAAUCAUAAGCGAGUCAUGAAUGCUUUGGCUGAUGAAAGUCAUAUAAGCAGGGAUCAUAUUCAUCUAGUUUCGAUUCCAGACGGCUUAGAACCGUUUGAGGACAGGAAUUAGCUAGGGCGGUUAUCGGAAGCAAUGCAACGAGUCAUGCCUGGGAAGUUGGAGGAGCUGAUAGAGAAGAUCAACCAAGGGGAAGGCCAAAAAAUCACUUGUGUCAUUGCUGAUCAGAUUUCCGGGUGGAUUCUUGAAGUAGCAGAGAAAAUGAAAAUCAGGAGGGUUGCCUUUUAUCCUGCUGCAGCUGCAGUCUUGGCGUUGAAACUUAGUAUACCAAAGUUAAUUCAUGAAGGAAUCAUUAACAAUGAUGGAACUGCCCCAAAAGGCCAGAUGUUUCAGUUGGCACCAAACAUGCCCAUCAUGAAAACUGAACACUUGGUGUGGUCAUGUAUUGGCGACUUAACCACUCAGAAAAUUAUAUUUCAAGCUAUGGUAAGAAACAACAAGGCUACGCUAGCCGCAGACUGGCUUCUUUGCAACUCGGCAUACGAUCUAGAACCAGCAGCAUUCACCUUGGCACCUGAGAUUUUACCAAUUGGCCCGCUCUUGGCAAGCAACAGGCUUGGGAAUUCAGCAGGCUACUUCUGGCCACAAGACUUCACUUGUUUAAAUUGGCUGGAUCAACAGCCACCCUGCUCAGUCAUCUAUGUUGCAUUUGGCAGCUUCACAGUUUUUGAUCAAACACAAUUCCAAGAAUUGGCUCUGGCUCUUGAGCUGUCCAAAAGGCCUUUCCUCUGGGUCGUGAGGCCAGACACUACUGAAAAAACAUGUAAUCUCUACCCCGAAGGAUAUCAAGAUCGAGUAGCAUCUCGCGGUUUGAUGGUGGGUUGGGCACCUCAACAAAAGGUUCUAGCUCAUCCUUCCAUUGCUUGCUUCUUAAGCCACUGUGGUUGGAACUCUACAAUAGAAGGUAUAAGCAAUGGGGUUCCUUUCCUGUGCUGGCCAUACUUUGCGGACCAGCUCUUUAAUGAGAGCUACAUUUGUGAUGUUUGGAAGGUGGGGUUGAAGUUCAACAAGAAUGAAAGUGGGAUCAUUACACAAGGAGAACUCAUGAACAAAUUGGACCAACUGCUUGGUGAUGUAGGUUUCAAAGCAAGAGCUUCCAAACUCAAGGAAUUGGCCAUGACCAGUGUCAAAGAAGGUGGCCAAUCUAACAAGACCUUUAAGAAUUUUAUUGAAUGGAUCAAAUCGUAAGCAAGCAAGUUGCCUAUCAUUUGGUUUCGUCUACUCGAAAUUCAAGUUUUUUUUUAGUUUUUUUUUUUUAAUACAAGUCUUAUUAGGGAAGGGGGAAUCGAACCUAGGACAUUGAGUGCAAAGUUAAUUACUACUACUACUUGAGCUACAA